Messenger RNA from Sus scrofa (pig), 1907 nucleotides. It is a transcript of the gene GRAP, whose product is annotated as GRB2 related adaptor protein. NCBI's taxonomy places the organism in Eukaryota, Metazoa, Chordata, Mammalia, Artiodactyla, Suidae. The record is from RefSeq and is a predicted model, not a curated record. Gene Ontology annotation, molecular function: protein binding.
GCUGCUUCCUGUUUCUCUGUCAGGGGAAGUCUCAGUCUCGGCUUCAAAAGCACAAACACGCUCUCACAGCAAAGGAAGCCAGUCCUUGACUGCAGAGGAAGCAGGAAGCGGCCGGCCCCGCUCGCAGCCCAGCGGCCGGGGCUCAGGGACAGCGGCAUGGAGUCGGUGGCCCUGUACAGCUUCCAGGCCACGGAGAGCGACGAGCUGGCCUUCAACAAGGGGGACACACUCAAGAUCCUGAACAUGGAAGAUGACCACAACUGGUACAAGGCGGAGCUCCGGGGCGCAGAGGGCUUCGUGCCCAAGAACUACAUCCGUGUCAAGCCCCACCCGUGGUACUCGGGCAGAAUCUCCCGACAGCUGGCGGAAGAGAUUCUGAUGAAGCGGAACCACCCGGGAGCCUUCCUGGUCCGGGAGAGCGAGAGUUCCCCAGGGGAGUUUUCCGUCUCGGUGAACUACGGGGACCAGGUACAACACUUCAAGGUGCUGCGUGAGGUCCCAGGGAAGUACCACCUGUGGGAGGAGAAGUUCGACUCUCUGAACGAGCUCGUCGCCUUCUACCGAACAACCACCAUCGCCAAGAAGCGGCAGGUGUUCCUGCGGGAUGAGGAGUCCGUGGUCAAGCCGCCUCGGGCCUGCUUUGCCCAGGCCCAGUUCGACUUCUCCACCCAGGACCCCUCCCAGCUCAGCUUCCGCCGCGGUGACAUCAUCGAGGUCCUGGAGCGCCUGGACCCCUGCUGGUGGCGGGGCCGGCUCUGUGGGCGCGUCGGCUUCUUCCCUCGGAGCUACGUCCAGCCGGUGCACCUGUGACCAGAGAGGGCCCGGGGCGGGGCCGGCAGACGUAGGUGCACCGGGCGCUGAGGGCCAGAAAGAGGACACGGGCGCCCCCAGCCCAGGGCCUCAGACUGCGCAGCCGGCCUCCUGCGCUCCAUGCAGACUGGGAUGGGCCCACGCUGCGUCCCGGGCCCCCCGGACUUGGGGAGCCCCGGGCCCGGCCAUCCUCUUCCCACUGGCCGCCCGCUGUGACGUCACAGGGUGGCCGGCAGGGCCCGUCCACCCGGAACACCAGUGGCCCCUCCCAGGGAGGGACCCCUAGGUCCCACCCACCUGGGGCUCGAGCCGAGGACCCACGGCUGGGUGGGUGACUUCGCCUUGGGGCCUGCCUGCCCCUCCAUCCAAAAGCCCCAAAGGCUGGCUGCUGGGGAGGUGGCCGCGGCCUGCACACCGUGUCCUGGACUUGCUGGGCAGACUCCAGGUGGAGAUGGACUGCUGGGCAGCCCCACGAAGCCUUUGGGGUCCCCCCCGGCCUCCAUGGCCCCGCUGCCCCAGACACACUUGGUGGGGCACGGAGGCCCUGAGGGAGGGCGGGCAGGAAGUCAGGGAGGCCCCGAGGGCAGACUGGCUGUGAGGGGCCAGCCCUGGACGUGGCCACCUGGGAGACGUAGCUGCACCUGCUUGUUUGUUCAGGCCCAGGUUCGGCACAGACCCAGGGCCUCGGGAAGAGUGGGGGGCUACAGGCCCGGUAGGCAGUGGAGGCCAGAGCUGGGCUUGGAGGGCCAGCAGCACCCAGAAUAGGGUAGGCAGUCUCGGUGGGGCCCCGGCUGGAAGAAGGGCAGGGUGUCCCUGGGGAAGGGGCCACCAGCAGGAGGUCCAAGCAGCACCUGCUGGGACCUGGGGUCCCUGGUGCCCAGGCAGACGGAGGGAGCUCGGAAGGGGCUUCGCAUGCCAGGCCGGUGGAGGGGCGGUGAGCUGUGCCCGGGGAGGGGAGGCUCCAGGAGCAGGUGGGGUGGGGAGGAACCCGGGGGGCUGGGGCCCGAGACCCUUCUAGCCCUGAGCUCUGGCGGGUUGGGCUGCUCUGAUCUGGGCCCGUGAACCCAAAAUAAAAACAGUGAGUCUGAGGCUGUUCA